UCAUUUUAAAUUGCAAGGUUAUGCGACAUGCUUUAACCUAUUAAUAUUUUGUUAUUCGGGAGCUAAAACUUUCGAUAUUGCCAUCAUGUGCUCCACACAGCAUAGCUGGGGCACCCACAGCAAGCACUCGCUCCGAGCCACGCUCAUGCGCAUUGACGGCUGCCUGUGCAAUUUGUCAGUACUCGUGGGAGAAUUUGGAUAUUCCCAUUUUUAACAUGGAUGAAACUACAAAUGUAGCUACAAAUGCAGCAGCUCCUGAUUUUGAUAUGUAUAAUGCCAUGGACUGGAAUGAUGGUGUUGGAACCCUGCCUGGGAGUCAACUAAAGUUUAAGGUGAAUGAGUUUGGAGUAUUGGAGGUCAUAACCGAGGAGGGAGAUGAAGAGUGUAUGAAGAAGGCUCAUGCCACCACUACAUGGGCAGUACCCACGGCUCAAGAGGCCCUCUCAGAAAGCAUGUCAGCAGCGGUGAAACAGGCGGGGCAGGAGGGACAGAGGGCCCACAGAGGUCUGGUGUGUGCGUGCUGCCAGAGGAAGGGCUCCCCCGUGGACUUCCUGUCGGACGGCCUUCACUGCAGUGAGCGCUGUCUGCAGCAGAACCAGCUGGAUGAACUGAAGCUAAAGAAAGAGGUGUCUAAGAGCAAUGGGGAAGUGGUCAGCCGUAAGAAGCCUCUGCAGCAAGACAAGGAGAGCGUAGCUGAUAAGAUGGACACCACAGAGGUCCCACCUGAGGGCGAUGAUGACGACUAUGAAGAGAAAGACAGUAGGAAGGCAACGCGGGGAGCUCCACGAGGCAGGAGGAAACGGAGGGGAGACGCAGCCUUGCUGAGACACACCAUUCCAUAUGGAGGGAAGAAGAAGUCUUGGUGUUGGGCUUCAUAUCUGGAGAAGGACAAAGCCAUUGCUGCCCCUACCAAGCUCUUCAAAGAGCACCAGGCCUUACCCCAGAGUAAGAAUGGGUUCCGGGUGGGUAUGAAGCUGGAGGGAGUGGACCCAGAGCAUCCUUCCAUGUACUGUGUGCUUACAGUAGCUGAGGUUUUAGGACACAGAAUACGUCUUCACUUUGAUAAGUAUGCGGAUUGCUACGACUUCUGGGUGAAUUCCAACUCUGCAGACAUUCACCCUGUGGGGUGGUGUGAGAAGACAGGACACAAGCUGCAUCCCCCCAAAGGUAUGAAGGAUGAGGAGUUCAGCUGGCCAUCGUACAUCAAGCUGAGCAAAGCCCAGGCAGCACCCAAAGCCCUGUUUGAGAACCAGAACACGACUGUUACACCAUUAGGGUUCAGAAUUGGGAUGAAGCUGGAGGCCAUUGACAAGAAGAACCCCUCCUUCAUCUGUGUUGCCACAGUAACGGACAUGGUGGACAGUCGAUUCCUGGUACACUUUGAUAACUGGGAUGAGAGUUAUGACUUCUGGUGUGAUGCAACCAGUCCAUACAUCCAUCCAGUAGGCUGGUGUCAGGAGAACAACAAGAUUCUCACUACACCUCCGGGCUAUUCCAAGACAUUCUCCUGGGCAAAGUACCUAGAGGAGACCAACUCAUCACCAGCUCCUGCCAGGGCUUUCAAAGUGAAACCCCCCCACUCCUUCCAGCCUCUGAUGAAACUGGAGGCGGUGGACAAGAGAAACCCCAUGCUUGUCAGAGUGGUCACUGUGGUGGACACUGAUGACCACAGGAUCCUGGUCCAUUUUGAUGGCUGGACAGAUGAGUACGACUACUGGGUGGACACGGAUAGCCCAGACAUCCACCCGGCAGGCUGGUGCACCAAGACCGGCCACCCCCUCCAGCCCCCCAUCAGUCCGCAGGAGCUAUUUGAGUCGUCAGACCAGAGCGGAUGUCCCACCCCGGGGUGUAAAGGUGUGGGUCACAUCAAAGGAUCCCGUUAUUCUGGCCACCACAGUGCAGUGGGGUGCCCAUACUCUGACAUCAAUAUGAACAAGGACUCCGUGCUUCCUGACCGUCUGAGCGGUGAGAUGCCAGGGUCUGGGGGAGUGGGCCGACCCCGGCGGGCAGAACCCAACCCAGAGAACCACCCAGCGCUGGUUCUCACCACAGAAAAGCACUUAAGCACUUCCAUAAAUCACCUGGACAAGCCCUGUCGGGGAGAGAAGGCUGGCAGUGGGGUGUCUAGCAAUAUGGAGCCUCCGAUCAAGAAGCCUGCUGGCACAGAGCCCAAGCGGAGGGUCGGCCGUCCGUGCAAGCAGAAAAAGGUAGAGGAGCCAGUGGAGGAGGGGGUGGAGAGUGAGGUGUCGUCUAUAAUGGAAACCAAAGUGGAGCUCACACUUCAGCAGGCCCUGCACCAGUCAGUGUUCAUGCCGUGUACCUCGCCAUCACCUGGCAGCGCUCCAUUCUGCUGGGACCAGCACAGCAAGCUGCUACCCACGGUGGCUGGCAUCACUUCAAGCAAAGUGGCGGCGUGGACAGUGGAGGAGGUGAUCGAGUUCAUCCAAGGUCUUCCGGGCUGUAAGGAGCAUGUACGCACAUUCAGAGAUGAGCUAAUAGAUGGCGAAGCCUUCCUGCUUUUGACCCAGGUAGACCUGGUGAAGAUCAUGAGCAUCAAGCUGGGUCCAGCCAUCAAGAUAUAUAAUUCCAUUUUGAUGUUCAAGACAGCAGAGGAGUCAGCAUGUAAUGAGCUCUAACGAAGGUGGGAGGCCCCUAUUUUUACCCAGAGCAGAGCCAGCCAGGAGGGCCACAAAGGAUCUGAAGCACAAAGAACCAUCCUUCCCAGAGGAUAUUUGUCAUGCACAUUUUUUUCAAGAUAGCCAUAUUGCAUACUGAGCAUCUCCAGUAUGGUUGACUCAUUGGAGAAAUGUCAAGUCCAUCCACCAGCCCUAUUUAACAUGUAAUAUAAAUGUACAGAAUAUGCUUUUUUUAUAUUAAUGUUGGGGUGCAAUGAGGCUAUUCAAUAUAUAUAUAUAUAUAUAUAUUUUUUUUUUUUUUUUACUGAAACAGGAAACACAUUGGACUAUUGUUUAUCCUUCUUUCAGAUUUCCUUCAGUUCAUCACAAUAAGCAUCUGACAUUUCAGUAAUGUAGAAAAUCCCAUCUGUACAGGAUCUGUUGUAUUAUAAAAGAUGUAAUGGCGUUAGUUGUUGUGAUUUGUCUCCUGUGGGAUGCCAGUGUCUUAAAGGUCAGAGAGAUUCUAACGACUGGCCAGACUCUGUGAUUCUUCAAGUGACACAGAGAAAUGAACAUGUUCAUGAGUUAUCAAUGUUAUGAUGCUUCUGGAAUCUUGUUACUUCUGGAUUCUUGUGUAUAUUUUACAACUGUUUUUGUUUUUUUUCUUAAUUCAGUGUUUGAGACUAUAAUGUUUAAUGGGUAGCCAUAUUAAGAACCUGUGUAAAGACCGACAUCUUGGUCUGGUUUCUCUCUGCGGUGUACAGUGAUCUGGCCCUCUAACACAGAGGCAUACAUAUACAGUCUGUUUACUUUUUAGUACUAAACUCAGAGAACGGGUUUGGUUGAAUGAAUCAAAUCUACCAAUAAGAGCUAUCUAUAUGGACCAGGGUAUUUCUUUAUGUGGACUGCUUUUACCUUCUAUAUUUAUUCAGUUAAUUGAGAACCUACAUUUAGAGCAGUCAAUUAAUAUAAUUGAAUGGGUACAUUGCUGAUCAUCUCGAGUAUACUUAGCCCACUGGAAAUAAUGCUGACUGUAUUAUGCAAUUUAUAUUUUGAAUUUACUUUACCUAAGCCUAAAGAUAACAAAAUGUAUGUGUCAUGGUUUAUAUUUUGCUUUUAUUUAUUUAAUUAUGCUUUUUUUUUUCUUCUCACGCCAGUGGGUGAGACCGCUGUGUACAGAAUAAUGCAAAAUAAUGUAAAUGGGAACAGAGCUUGCCAUUUCUGUGGCUUAAUAAUAAUGAAGCCUUUAUUCCACCUGCAUUGAUUCACAAAUAAAUCCAAUAUGAAUUACACUGAA
Esox lucius (northern pike) is the source of this 3912-nucleotide messenger RNA. RefSeq names its product L3MBTL histone methyl-lysine binding protein 3 (gene l3mbtl3). Gene Ontology annotation, cellular component: nucleus. The transcript has 22 exons. Gene Ontology annotation, molecular function: protein binding; zinc ion binding. Lineage: Eukaryota; Metazoa; Chordata; Actinopteri; Esociformes; Esocidae. The record is from RefSeq and is a predicted model, not a curated record. Gene Ontology annotation, biological process: regulation of DNA-templated transcription. Bases 216 to 2636 code for a protein of 806 amino acids.